AUUCGAACGGGUUUCGACGUGCACGAGUUUUGGAUUGCUAGUCUUGCGUUCCUCGAAAUUGUCUCUAUUCACUGUUUUCUCACAUAAAUAUCAAAAUUUUAGAUGGCUGAUGAUUUGGUUGAUGAUUUUAUAUUGAAUGAUGUACCAAGCGAUACUGAAGAGCCUAAGCGAAAAAAACGUAAGAAGAAAAGAAUUUCUGAGGAACCUAAGAUAGUUAUAGAAGACAAUGAAGACCCAAAAGAAGAUUUUCUUGACAAACUUGACGAUUUCUUCAAACAUAAUUUAUCAAGCAUUGAGAGAGAAGCAAUGAAUUUUGGGGAAGGAAGCUUUUUAACUAGCAAUAUAAAUCAUAAAACAUUAUCAGAUUAUUUAAAAGAAAUAAUGACUGACUGGGAUAAAUUAAUUAAUGAUAAAACCAAAUCCAAGAAAGGAUCACCAUUUAUUAUUGUUCUAGCUUCUUCUGCCCUGCGAGCAGUCGAUUUAAACAGGGAAGCCAAUGACUUUAAGACAAAAAAAUGUAAAACGGCUAAACUCUUUGCUAAACAUAUGAAGCUAAAAGAUCAAUCUCAAUUCUUGGAAAAAAAUGAUAUCCACUUUGCAGUUGGUACUCCGAAUAGGGUUUCUAGUUUAUUGGAAUUAGGUAGCUUACAAACGGGACAGUUGAAAGCUAUAGUAAUAGAUUGGUAUUGGAAAGAUUUAAAACAAAGGAAAAUUGUUAAUAUUCCAGAAACGCGUAAAGACUUAUUUGUAUUGUUUCAGAAACAUUUUUCUUCUUGCCUUGGAACAGAUCAAUUAGACACAAAAAUAGCCCUAUUUUAA
Dimorphilus gyrociliatus is the source of this 819-nucleotide messenger RNA. The record is from the annotation of a GenBank genome assembly. NCBI's taxonomy places the organism in Eukaryota, Metazoa, Annelida, Polychaeta, Dinophilidae.